CUUUGCAGUGCUAUGUGGCUGAGAGUGUUGAGGGGGAGGAAAGGACUCUGCUUCCCAGGGGUCACCCAGUAAGUUGCUAUUUGUUGUUCUGGCCUAAGGACCAUCCCUCUGCAAUGCCAGCCGUCCUCAUUCAUCCAGACCUCUACUGACAGGUGUUUAUGCAAGAACGGCACCAAAUCCCGCCAUCUUCCCAGUAAGGAUUAGAAAGCUAAUAGUCUUAUAAUGGAUCCUAUAUCAUUUAAUGCUCCCACACAAUCAGCACGUAAUGAUGAGGUUCUGGAAUACAAUCUCCAGCUGACAGGCUCUUUGACUCUCAAUGCUUUCACUACAAUGCCCAUGUUACCUUGGAUAGUGGCAGAGAUCAAGAGGAAAAGUCUGUCCAGGUCCAAUAACUUACAACCUGUCCGGCUCUUUGUGUCAGCCACGUGCCUCUGCUGUGAGCCAGAUCCAGGGGGAAGCCAGCAGUGGGAUCCUUUAAUCUUCUCUAGCAUCUUUGAGUACAAUCCUCUACGUGUCCAGAAACUGAUCCAUAACAGCCAGGAUCCCAAUUACUUUGCCUGUCUGCUAAAGGAAGAUGACAUCAUACAUCGCCAAAGCACGUGUUAUGUCUUCCGGUCUGCUGACAAAUCCAAAGUGCCUGAGAUAAUUGGCGCUAUUAGACAAGCUGGAAAACUUGCACGUCAAGAGGAGAUUCAUUCCCAUUUAUGUGAUGGAGACGAUGCUUUCUCCAAAAAGUUUGAAGUCCUGUUCUGUGGCCGUGUGAUUGUCGCUCACAAGAAGGCGCCUCCAGCUUUGAUAGAUGAAUGCAUUGAAAAGUUCAACCAUGUCAGCUGUACCAAAAAGAAAGACGACGAAUCUCCGGCCCCUCAGUUGGACACUAGCACUAGAAUAUUGUUUGGGGACAAACUAAAGUCUUUUUUCCAUUCGACGUUUGACGAUGGAGAGAAGAACAAACCCAUUCGCAAAUCCUAUUCCCAGCCUGGCUUAAGAACUAACUCCUCAUUUACAAGGGAAUGGGACGAUGGCCACUGCAGCCUUCCAGUAUCCUUUGAGGAAAGUGACAUUUAUUUUGAUUUCCAAAACCCAUCCGAGGCUCAGAACUUUGUGCUGCCAACAGACAUGGAGGAAAACCAAACUAUGCUGUUCACGAUUGGUCAGACGGAAGUUUACCUAAUCAGCCCCGAUACAAAGAGAAUUGUCAUUGAAAAAAGCUUUAAAGAAAUAUCCUUUUGUUCUCAGGGAAUCCAGCAUGCAGAUCACUUUGGUUUCAUCUGCAGAGAACCUUUACAGUAUGGAGGUUGUCACUUUGUUUGCUAUGUAUUUCAGUGCACAAAUGAAGCUCUGGUGGAUGAGAUCAUGCUGACGCUGAAGCAGGCCUUCAGUGCAGCUGCUGUGCAGCAGAACACCAAGAACCCUAUGCCACUGUGCGACGGCUGCCCUAUGCAAUGCAUGCACAAACUGUGUGAGAAGAUAGAAGGUCUUCCACCAUCAAAGACCAAACUUGAAUUACAAAAACACAUGACCACAUUAAAUAGCCAGGAACAGGCCUCUGUGUGUGAGGAAGUACAGAAAAUACGCCCCCGAUCGGAGCAGAGAGAGAACGAGCUGAUCAUCUCCCGCCUGAGGUGUCUGUAUGAGGAAAAGCAGCGGGACCACGUCCACAGUGCCGAACCAAAGCAGGUUUCUCAGGUUUCCGACUACUCCCUGAACGCGCUGCAGAGCGGUGCGCCCCGCUUCAGGCUGGAACUACUGAAGAGCAAAGCAAAGAGAUCAAUAACCGAGUCUCUGGAGAGUAUUUUGCUGAGGGGGAGUAAGAGUCGAAGUCAGCAGGACAGCGCUGGAAGCAUGGAUGAUGACGGCACGCUAUGCACGCCGCUGGAAUACGGUAGUAAGGAUGAAACCGCUCCUUCAUUUUGUGGACUAGAUCCAACAUUUUCUCCCGAGCUCCCUCUAAAGGCUCAUGGCUCCAUGGGUGACUUACCAAAGGGAACAGAGAAAUCACCCUGCGAGCAUCCGGGAGAAUUAUCUCAUCCAGGAUUCCGACGCCGAGCUAACACGUUGAGUCAUUUUCCUGUCACAUCUCAGGAUUUAGCAGAGCCUGUGCAGAAAACCCCAUCUGUUCCUCAGAGGAAGCUUAUGCGGCAUCACUCCGUGAGCACAGAGACGCCACACAAAAGCAAUUCCAGCACAGCUUCCAGCCAGCCUGAUAGCAGCUCAGCACCGUGUGAGGAAGCUUCCCCUUCUCCUCCUGUCACUGCCGCCUCCUCCCUUGUAUGCCUCAAAAAACUAAAGCACAACAGCAGCGGGGAGCCAGGUGGUCCAGUCACACACAAGAGCCUUUUCUACCGUUCUUCUCUGCGAAAGAAGCUUCAUUCUUCCUCCUCAGUCCCAAACUUUCUAAAGUUUCUGGCUCCUGUAGCCGAGAACAGUACAGCCGAGUGUAGCCAACAACGGCGAGGUGCUCGGUCAGUGUGCAAAGGAGAGAUGGGAAUUCCUACAAAUAGGAUUAAUGAAGCCGAUUACUCUUUAUUCGGCUGCCAGAGAGAAAAAAAAAAUGAUUUUGAGUGUAAGUCCACCCUUAAAGAAGUGGGAAACAGUAGCCCGGUGAGGACACGCCGACAUUCUUGGAGGCAGCAGAUCUUCCUGCGUGUGGCAACCCCACAGAAGGGAUGUGAUUCUCCUAAUAGAUAUGACGAGCGUACAGAACUGGGUGACGUUCCUCCCAGGUCCCCACUACUGCCUGUUCGAGAGGAUGGUCCAAUUGGUUCAGUGAUAGCGGUCAGGCACCGGACUCCAGGGGAGCUCAGGGAGCUUUGGAAGAAAGCCAUCAUACAGCAGAUUCUGCUUCUCAGGAUGGAAAAGGAAAACCAAAAAUUGCAAGCUUCAGAAAAUGAUUUGCUGAAUAAGCGCCUGAAGCUGGACUAUGAAGAGAUCACUCCCUGUCUUAAAGAAGUGACAUUGGUAUGGGAAAAACUGCUAAGCACUCCUGGAAGAUCGAAAAUUAAGGCCGACAUGGAAAAAAUUCAUGCUGCUGUUGGGCAAGGCGUCCCACGUCAUCACCGCGGGGAAAUAUGGACGUUUUUAGCAGAGCAGCAUGAGUUGAGACAUCAGGUCCCCAGCAAGAGCCUGCUGAAAGAUAUUCCCUACAAAGAAUUACUAAAGCAACUGACCACUCAGCAACACGCAAUCCUUAUUGAUCUGGGACGCACCUUCCCGACACACCCAUACUUUGCAGCUCAGCUGGGAGCGGGACAGCUGUCACUGUACAACAUUUUGAAGGCCUACUCCUUACUCGAUCCUGAAGUUGGCUACUGCCAGGGGCUAAGCUUUGUCGCCGGAAUUCUGCUGCUUCACAUGAGUGAAGAGGAUUCUUUCAGGUUGCUGAAGUUUCUGAUGUAUGACAUAGACAUGAGGAAACAGUACCGGCCUAAUAUGGUCACGUUACAGAUCCAAAUGUAUCAACUUUCUCGACUGCUUCACGACUAUCACAGAGACCUGUACAAUCAUCUAGAAGAGUUUGAGAUUGGACCCAGCCUCUAUGCCGCUCCUUGGUUUCUCACCAUGUUUGCUUCUCAAUUCCCUUUAGGCUUUGUGGCCAGAGUCUUCGAUAUGAUUUACCUUCAGGGAUCAGAAGUAAUAUUUAAAGUGGCUCUGAGCUUGCUGGGCAGUCACAAGCCCUUAAUUUUGCAACAAGAAAAUCUUGAGUCCAUUGUAGAAUUUAUAAAAAACACUCUUCCAAACCUGGGUCUGGUUCAGAUGGAGAAAACGAUAAACCAGGUGUUUGAAAUGGAUAUUUCAAAGCAGCUGCAGGAUUACGAGGUGGAAUACCAUGUACUUCAAGAUGAACUGAUCGAUUCUUCUCCCCUCAGCGACAAUCAGAGAAUACACAAGUUGGAAAAGGCAAAUAAUACGUUGCGCAAACAGAACUUUGACCUGUUGGAGGAGUUGCAGGUUUCUAAAGGAAGGAUCCAAAGUCUAGAAUCGACAAUAGAGAAUUUACAGACUAACGAGGUGAAAUUAAAGCAGUCGGUCCGUACUUUUGAGCUGGAAAGAUCAGCCUUGCUAAACACCAUCGAAGAACUGAAAAAACAGAUUAGAGUCCACAGUGAACUCUGUACAGAUAAACAAGAAUCCUUAUGAGCAUUUCAAAUACUACACAGGACUAUGCCCGGGCAAUUUCUUUCCGUCUCCAUACUGAGCCCCACCAGGAACUGCACGCAGGGAGGACCUUGAGUGUCCGGAUGGAAUCCUCUCCCAUUGGAUUGUAAUUUUAAAGCCAUUGUGACAUCACAUUUCUGUAGGCGUUUCUGUUCAUUCCUACAUGUUUUCUUCAUUGACAAAUUCCAUACAAUUUUAUAUCCACAUAGUGAGGAAAGCAAUCGUUUUAGAAUAUAUAUUUUUUUUAAAUACGUUUUAGACCACAGAAGUUUGGAUAAUGUGAUCUAUCUGAAGCGUUAAUAUGUUACACGUUCCCAUAUUCUUGUGCGGCCAAGAAAAUGGGACUAUACACUGUAGGUGCAUUGGUUUUAAUAUAUAUAUUUUUUUUUUGCAUUUUGUAUAAAGAAAAGCUGCUCUGAAAGUGACAAUAUUGUGGAACUGCUGCUGUGUUUUACUGAAUUGUCCCAUUAUAUAAACCCAACCAAAUGCUGCUUCGAAAUCAAAGACUGUGUGGGUAUGAAAAUCUGCUUUGCUGUAUAAGCACAGCAAUACCUAAUGUCAAGGCAUGGACAUGUUUUACAUGCAGGAAUGCAGGUGAUAAGAUGAUGUAUUGUUCUUCACCUACAUGUACUUUUUGUAUAGUUUCCCUGUAAAAUGUGCAGCAUUUUGCCAUGAUUAGUUGGAGAGCACAAAUGUAAACACCUGGAAUUCACAUUGUACCUUUUCUUAAGUGACCUAUAUAUUUAUGGCUAGAAAUUAAAGGGGAGCUAUACUAAGCCUUGGAGCGAGAUAAAGUGGAGAGAGAUAAAGUACUAACGCUGCUUUAUUGACACUUUACACGCUGUGCAGGGAAAAUUACAUGUGCUGAUUGGCUGGUAGUUUAUAUAUCUACUUUAUCAUUCUCCAAGGCUUAGUAAAUGUGCCCCUAAGUUUUGUCUUUCUGGGGUUUUUUUUUAGUUGUUGUUUAUGUUUUUUUACAUUUUUUUUUCUGUACAAAUGCAAGCUAUUUUUAACAUUUUAAGGGGGGCGAUUCAAUUAACCGCAAAGAUCAAGUUCUCAGUAGCCUCACUUGUUUAAGGUAAUGAUAAAAUAUCUCUAGGCGGAGUGAUCACAAAUUAAGCACUCAGUGUUACCUAGACAUCAUUCGGACACCUAAUGCGCAACUUUAUUAUGGAACCUUGCAGAAAAUUGAAUCGCCCUUAAUGAUUGCUGUGCUUUAACCUUAUUUGUAAAUACAUGCGGCUUUAACUUUUUAUCGAAAUGAUUUAUUUGUUGAGUUAGUUAUUAUAUAUUUUUUCACAGUACUGUUCAUUUCACAUUUUAAGCUAUCUUUUGGCUGGUAGUCACGUACUGUUAUUGCAGCUUAGGCUGGUGAUCACUUUUUGUCAUGUUACGCAAAGGCAGCUCAUGGGCUGCAGCUGAAACCCAAUAAGUAAAAACAUGUCUAUUUUUGUAUGACUUGUGUCACAGUACAUAAACUUUAAUAUUGCACACGGAGUACUGGCUACAUGAUUGUUUGAACACACAAAACAGAAAUAGAUGUGGUCUUUGUAAUAUUAAAUAGCAACUUAUUCUCAUAAA
Messenger RNA from Pseudophryne corroboree (corroboree frog), 5739 nucleotides. It is a transcript of the gene TBC1D1, whose product is annotated as TBC1 domain family member 1. Lineage: Eukaryota; Metazoa; Chordata; Amphibia; Anura; Myobatrachidae. The record is from RefSeq and is a predicted model, not a curated record. The coding region runs from base 223 to 4140 and encodes 1305 amino acids. The transcript has 23 exons.